AUGUCUUCAGAAACUAAUAAAAACAAUCAAAAAGAAUCCCACAAAAAAACGCCAGAUCCAAUAGCUCAUGUGACCACUCAUGGUUCUUCAGCUCUAGGAGGUGUGGGUUCAAAUCCUUCAAUUGAAGAGCAAGAAAGAGAACAUGUUGCUCAUGUCCCACAAUACGGUAGUACGGCUCUUGAGGGUGUAGGUGUCGUUAAUGAUCCUACCAAUAAAGGUAAAAAAGACGAGGGAAUAAUCGCCAAAGCCAUUGAUGCUGAAGCUGUCCUUGGUAAAUAA
Messenger RNA from Entrophospora candida, 279 nucleotides. Lineage: Eukaryota; Fungi; Glomeromycota; Glomeromycetes; Entrophosporales; Entrophosporaceae. The record is from the annotation of a GenBank genome assembly.